Messenger RNA from Anneissia japonica, 3083 nucleotides. Its product is annotated as cyclin-dependent kinase 4-like. The transcript is spliced from 10 exons. The coding region runs from base 476 to 1702 and encodes 408 amino acids. Gene Ontology annotation, molecular function: cyclin binding; ATP binding; cyclin-dependent protein serine/threonine kinase activity. NCBI's taxonomy places the organism in Eukaryota, Metazoa, Echinodermata, Crinoidea, Comatulida, Comatulidae. Gene Ontology annotation, cellular component: cytoplasm; nucleus; cyclin-dependent protein kinase holoenzyme complex. Gene Ontology annotation, biological process: signal transduction; regulation of G2/M transition of mitotic cell cycle; regulation of gene expression. The record is from RefSeq and is a predicted model, not a curated record.
CAAUGCCUAUCACCAUCAGCUGGUAAACGGAAUUUGUAAGACCACCAGCAAUAUACUGAAACGGGUCAACAGCUUCGAUUUAUACCGUCUCGUUCCAGACUUUGUUCCCACGACCGAGCCCGUGAUUAAAACACGUUCUGCACUGCAGUGAACUCCAGGAAUAUAUGUCAUAUAGGGCAUUACUCUGCAACCCAACAAUCACUAUGUAAUCGGAAAAUUGAAGCCAUAUGUGUCUAGCAUCAAAGGUGUCUCGAGAUCUACACUCCUGCUCCUCUUAAAAGUUUGAGCUGGUUUUUUUUUGCAUGGUUGUUGAGCAAGAUUGAAAGGUCUUGUAAACUUCCCAAAGUUCUGGUACUCAGUCGUCGCCCCUUUAUCGCUAUUGUUCUGGUGAAUAAUUUAUUUGUAUUCUUAAAGGUGAUUCUGAAGUUGGAAAGAUGCCCUUGUGAUAUAACCACCCACCUACUACUAUGGAAAUAUGAGCACACCACCCCUUUCCUCAUCUCCAGACAUCUCCACCAACACUAAGCGUUACUGUGAGAUUGAGAAAAUAGGCACCGGUGCAUACGGUACCGUGUACAGAGGUCGCGAUAGAGUGUCCGGAGAUGUCGUUGCUCUUAAAAGAAUACGUGUACAGGCCACGGAGGAGGGGAUGCCAAUGUCAACUCUCCGAGAAAUUGCCCUUUUGAAGCACCUCGAUUCCCACGAACACCCAAAUAUUGUACGGUUGCUCGAUGUUCUUCAUGGUGAGACUACUAAUACAGACAGGAAACUGACGUUGGUAUUUGAACACAUAGACCAGGAUCUUGCAUCUUACAUCGAGAACUGUCCACCUCCAGGCUUGAGCCCGGAAAAAAUCAAGUAUCUUAUGCGUCAGCUUUUGUGUGGCUUAGAUUUUCUUCAUAGCAACCGAAUUGUACACCGUGACAUCAAGCCACAGAAUGUGUUGGUAACCAAUAAAGGAGAGUUGAAGCUAGCUGACUUUGGACUAGCAAGGGUAUAUACCCAAAAUAUUGCAUUGACAUCUGUGGUUGUAACAUUAUGGUAUAGAGCACCAGAGGUCCUACUGCAGGCAAUCUACGCCACACCACUAGACAUAUGGAGUGUAGGUUGCAUAUUUGCUGAAUUAUUCCGAAGAAAACCACUGUUCCGUGGAGAAUCUGAAGUUGACCAGUUGUGUAAAAUUUUUGAUGUGAUAGGCCUGCCCCCUGUGGAUAAAUGGCCUGACAGUAGCUUACCGUGGAGCUCUUUUGCGGGCUGUGUUCGAAGACCUCUGGAGGAUCUGGUACCCGAGAUCUGUAGAGAUGGUCUGGACUUACUUGAGCAAAUGCUGCAGUUUGACCAGAAUGCAAGGAUAAUCGCAUCUGAUGCCUUACAGCAUCCUUACCUGAUGGAUGAUGACGAUGAUGAUGAAGAUGACGAGGAUGAGGAUGAUGAAGAAGAUGACGAUGAUGAAAAUGAUGCUGAAGAUGAUUUAACAAUGGCCUCUCAAGAAUCUAAAGAUUCGUCAGAAGUGAUGAGUGUAGCUGGAACCAGUGAUGGACGUAGCAGUAGUAGGGAGUCAUCCUCAAGACCUACCUCCUCCACAGACACAUCAAUCUCAUCACAGUCCAUCUCCUUGACGACAGAAUCCUCCACCGAUGGCUCCUUGUUUUUGGACCCACUUCUGGAUGAACUACGACCAGGAAUUUCAAAGGAAUCAUGAUCCGAUUUAAACAAAAGUAGAAAUUUAAAAUUAUAUAUAUUUUUUUGGUUGAAAAAAAGAAGAAAAAGAUUUAUUUACUUUGGUAAAGCCUUAUUCCACUAUUUGGAGAAUAUGACUAAUAGAAGAAUUAUCUUUAGCCUACUCAGCAUCAUAAUUUGAGAUUAGUUUGAGCUGUAUUUUAGGCAGUAGUAAUGUUGCAAACUUUAGUUAAGAUGCUGUUCUUAAGUAUUUUUCAUGAAAUAAACAGGUAUGUUUAUGUAUGCUCUUUUAUUGAAAUAUAUUUCCUACGCAGAGUAAUAUUGGAGAUUUUCACACUCUGAAUUUACAGUAAUUAUUGGCUUUAGUUGGAAAGUAAUUGAUUUACAUGUAAUAUUAAUGUAGACCUGCCAAGUUCGGGUAAAUCAAUUAUGGGAUAGUUACGGGCGGGAGGAGUACACCACCUCAGCAUUGGCAUAUCUAGGGAUGCGUGGGGGGGCCCCCCCCCCAAAAUCACUUGCAAGUACAGUAGUUAAAAAUCACCUAAAAUCACCUUAUUUUGCGAGUUAGCACCCUUCAACUGAACAUCGAGGCUCCGACUUCACCUUCGCACCCCCAUUUCAAAACUUCUAGAUACGCCACUGCACCUCAGGCCGAGGUUCAAAUUUUGCUCCAAAAUGACCUUGCAACGACCUUAUAAGAAAGGCAAAGCACCCCAAAUUGUGGCUUUCCAGUAACCAGUUUUAACUUUUUGUACUUAUUGUGCUGAAUAGGUGCAGGGGAGAUAAAGCAAUUGAAAAACUUGUGGUUCUAGGCAAACUUUUCCUUUAUUUUGCAGUUCCACUCUUGUUGUGUGUAUGAACCUAUUUAACUUAAGAAAUGCAUGACUCCUACAACAUUUUAAAAAUGUAGACGGGAUCCAGGACAAUAAUUUUGUGUGACUUUUGAACUAAAUGCCUAUAUGCUUGGCAGGUCUCUUAAUGUAGUAUAAUGAACUUUCAGUUACAGAAAAUAUAUCAUUCAAUGAUCAUGUUAAAAACUGUAAUCGAUUCUAAUAAUAUAAUUUCAGAGUAAAAGAAAAAUAUACAUGCAAGUGUGUAUAUAAAACGGAAUUAACGAGGCUCAAACAAAUUGUUUUCUAACACUGUACAGGCAAGAAGUGCAUAGUAUAUAGGCCUAGUAAAGAACCUGCUGAGAUGUAUAGCUCAGACAUGAUUAUUAUCACUCAAAUAUAGAAUCUAGGAAACUGUGGGCAAAGCUAGUGAUAGGCAUGAUGAUAAAUAAUGUGGGUAGUGUUUUUUUAUCUCAGUAUACAAAUAUAAAGAGUGGAGUAUCCGGCAAGUGCUUUAACUUUACAAAUACAAAAUCAUGUAUGAGAGCAAAAUACCAAAUCAUAAGACUAGUC